This is a messenger RNA of Thlaspi arvense, 438 nucleotides long. The record is from the annotation of a GenBank genome assembly. Lineage: Eukaryota; Viridiplantae; Streptophyta; Magnoliopsida; Brassicales; Brassicaceae.
CAAGACAAAGCAAUGAAGCCUGGAGCAUUUGCAUUGAAUCCUCAUGCGGCAUCAUAUGUACCACUCUCCAAACGAGUGGAUUUCGCUGAUAUGGACGGUUUGGUGUUUGCGAAUCCCUCCGCACAUGUCGUGCAGGGGCAACAGAUAAGUUUUGCAGGCGUUGAGGUGUCGAUGCCGAAGAAAUCAUCUGAAAUGGCGUACAAGCAGAUAAGGGAUGAUGAUUUGGAUUUGGAUUUGGAGAUGGAUAUAGACAUGGAUAUUGAAUACCUCUUGGUGACAUUCUCCGGUCUCUCACAAGAGUCUAUAACUGAUGUAUACCUGGCGAAUGGCGGUGAUCUUGAAGCAACCAUUGAGAUGCUGAAUCAGCUUGAGCUUUUCGGUUGGAAGCAACAAGCUGCAGUGACAAUACAUGUUCUGUAUCCCUGCAAUAGGCCAUAA